UCAUCAUCAUCCUGAAGGGUCACCACCAUUAGCAAAGGAAGGUUACUGCACUAGAAACACGGAUUAGAACCGUUUUAACUAAAAUGUCCCUUUUUCGAGCCACAUCUGGAGCUUGUCGGUAUGUUCUACCACGAGCAAGGCUUCUGGCAUCGCAGUCCGUACAGGCGAGAACGUACGCUGACGCCCAAAUGCCACUCACAUUUGCAUCGCCUAUCGAGUCAUUCUACAACAAGGUCGAUGUUAAGCAGGUCGACGUACCGUCAUACAGCGGCAGCUUCGGUAUCCUUCCAAACCACGUACCGGCACUGGCAGUCUUAAAGCCGGGCUUGCUCACCGUAUUUACGAAAGAGGGAGAUGCCAAGAAGUUUUUUGUAAGCAGCGGUACAAUUACCGUUAAUGAAGACUCCUCAGUGCAGAUACUAGCCCAGUCAGCGGUGCCAGUCGAGCGGUUGGACCCAAAUCUAUGCAGGGAAGGUCUCGCCAAGGCGCAACACGCUCUGACUUCCGCAUCAACAGAUGAAGCAAAAGCUGAAGCACAGAUUGAAGUUGAAGUGCACGAGGCCAUGGUCAAAGCCCUUGAUUAAAUGAGCCUUCGGCAGAGUUCUAGAUGACUGAAAUGUAUAGGGAAGUGCACCAGUGUUUCAAUAAAAUAAGACCAGCUUGUGUUGUUUGAGCA
Messenger RNA from Ornithodoros turicata, 676 nucleotides. RefSeq names its product ATP synthase subunit delta, mitochondrial-like (gene ATPsyndelta). Gene Ontology annotation, biological process: proton motive force-driven ATP synthesis. The transcript has 4 exons. Lineage: Eukaryota; Metazoa; Arthropoda; Arachnida; Ixodida; Argasidae. Gene Ontology annotation, molecular function: proton-transporting ATP synthase activity, rotational mechanism. The record is from RefSeq and is a predicted model, not a curated record. Bases 84 to 584 code for a protein of 166 amino acids.